Molecule: messenger RNA, 2252 nt
Organism: Cephus cinctus (wheat stem sawfly)
Lineage: Eukaryota; Metazoa; Arthropoda; Insecta; Hymenoptera; Cephidae
Product: ankyrin repeat domain-containing protein 13D
Exons: 13
Coding region: 169-1998 (609 amino acids)
Cellular component (GO): cytoplasm
Molecular function (GO): protein binding
Source: RefSeq, a predicted model, not a curated record
UAUCAUGAGGUUUCCUUGCAAAUCUUUUAUAUGCUCCGUGAUCACUGCCAUUUAUUCGUCUCUCUUUAUGUCAUGUAUCCGACUGUCAGAUUUCAUAUGGUGCGCUCGGAUUGCGAGCUUUAUUGCAGUGUUCUUAUUGUAUGUUAACAUUAAUUAAAAUUCACAAACAUGGUGAAUAUAGAAACUAUAAAGCGGACGUAUCCGCUACACUGGCUUGUGUGGAAUAACAACUACGAUGAACUCGAUAAGGAACUGUCUACCAACCAGCAUGAUAAGGAAAAAAGUGAUAACAGAGGCAGAACACCGUUAAUGCUGGCUGUUACCCUUGGUCAUGUCGAGUCUGCUAGAACUCUAUUACAUCAUCAAGCCAAUGUUAAUACAGAAAAUACGCAAGGAUGGAGUAUUGUGCAAGAAGCAGUUGGUACUGGAGAUCCAGAAUUACUACAAAUGGUUCUUGCACGUAGGGACUAUCAGCGAUAUAGUAAUCGUAUUGCUGGUAUUCCAGAAUUAUUACACAAAUUAAAACAGGCACCAGAUUUCUAUGUAGAAAUGAAAUGGGAAUUCACCAGCUGGGUUCCCUUAGUCUCUCGAAUGUGUCCUAGUGAUACGUACAAAGUUUACAAACAGGGCAGCAAUGUUCGUAUUGAUACAACCUUAUUGGGCUUUGAUCACACUAACUGGCAGCGUGGAAACCGUAGCUAUAUUUUCAAAGGUCAAAAUGAUGGCGCAACUAUGAUGGAGGUGGAUCAUGAGACCAGGAAAGUCUAUGUGGAGCACAUGAAACUAAUUGGUGAUGAUAACGAACAAAUUUCCCAACCCUCUGAAGAUGGUAUCAUAUCUCGGUUGACGAAUCCUAUCGUAACCACUUAUAUAGACACAGAUAAAAUAAGCUUUGAAAGAAAUAAGGCAGGACUUUGGGGUUGGCGUUCUGACAAGAGUGAAGUCGUAAAUGGACACGAAUGCAAAGUCUUCAGUGCGAGUAAUGUAGAACUUAUAACAAAAACCAGACUAGAACAUUUAUCGGAAUCAGAUAAGGCGAAAGCUCGUUCACCCAGGACUCCAUUACAGUCCUUUUUGGGGAUCGCAGAACAACAACAAGAAAAUGCAACGGUAACUGCCAGCGAGGAAUUCAGCAACAUAGGUAACCCCUGUAAUAUCACUCCCGAAGAAUACUUCGAUGCCGACAUCGACUUGAAUGGGAAGGACAUCGGUAGACCUAAAGAAAUGAACACAAAGAUUCAGAAAUUUAAGGCAACACUAUGGCUUAGCGAAGAGUAUCCACUGAGCCUCCAAGAGCAGAUUAUGCCCAUCGUUGACCUCAUGGCGAUAUCCAGCUCGCAUUUUGCUAAGCUGAAAGACUUCAUCCAGAUGCAACUACCGGCUGGAUUUCCUGUCAAGAUUGAAAUCCCACUGUUUCACGUGCUCAACGCCAGGAUAACGUUUGGAAAUAUCUUCGGCUUGGACCAAGAAGUAUCACACGUAGGCCGUCUUCAGGAAUCCAAUAGAAUGACCUGCCUUGUUGAUGAUGUCUGCUUUGAAGCUCCCACUGGAUACGUGAAGCUUGCAGGUGCUGAGGUACGAAGACAAUUCAGUAUCGAGGAAGAGGAUGACCUUCUUCAGUUCGCUAUACAACAGAGCCUUCUUGAAGCUGGUAGUGAACGUGAUGAGGUUGAUAUAUGGGAGGCUCUUAGAGCACAAAAACCGUCCCGUCCAACAACCCCUAAUAUGAUGACAGAAGAGGAACGACAACUCCAAAGGGCCAUACAGGCGAGUCUGGUUCUUUACCAAGAGAGAGCUGGAUGUACAGAAGAGGAAGGGAAUGCGAACACAACUGGAAGUAACGACGAAGACGAACAAAGUUCACUGGAAGGAACUGCUGAACAGUUAAGAUUGGCUUUGAGGUUGUCGGAGCAGCAACAGCUCGAAGAGGAGCAACGUCGUCUUCUGGAAGAGGAGACUUUCAGACAGGUUCUCGAGCUUUCACUUACUGAGAAGUGAAAUUUAACUUGAAUGACGAUAGAAAGACACGUGGAAUGGUUGUGGCAGAAAUUGAAUUAACGAUAAAAUGAAAAAAAAAAAGCUUCCUUGGGACGGUUUAAAGAAUUGAGUACGUUAUUUAUUUCUUAGGCAUGUUUAAUAUGAGAGUCCGUAGCGAUACGUUUCGCCAGUUGACGAAGCCUUGAAAAUUACAGAGAUAUAAAUAAUAGGGCAGGUGGAGAUGGUAAACUGAAAGUAUUGCAUUGGUGCAUAAA